GAGAACGUGCGGUGUGUGGCCUUCUCUGGAGAGGUACAGAACGAGGCUGAGCAACACUGAGCUAUCAUAAGAACCCACACUCUUCUCCCCCUUUUCCAAGACGACGACGUCAGUUACUUCACCACGAGAGCAAAAUCAUUCUGAGACUUUCUUCAUCAUAAAAUAAUGGUGGAUCCAUCACCCCAAGUCUCCUGGCAGAGCGCCUUUUGGGCACUUGUGCCACUUGCCCUGGUAACCAUGUUUCAGCCCUCUGGCAGAGUCUGCGGUUUCCACCCAAGGCUCAGGACAUAUCUCCGUGGAUCGCCGUUCAUCUGCGCUGCUGAUAGUCUUGCAAUUCUAUUUCGUUUUGCGAUUUACUGGAUCAGCGGAAGAUCGCCAUCCCUCGCCGCCCAAAUGAUCCUUUCCAUUCGCUUCUCUGCGAUUGACAAUGCAGAGGACGAGCCCUCCGAAACGAUACGGGAACUUGAGAAGUUAACCAUAAUCCGUUGGUUGGGGUUUCUCAUAGGAUCCCUCUCACAAGCUCUCAAGCUUACCGCUAUGCAAGGCAUUCCGUGGACAAGAUCAUGGGGGUACUGUUAUCUCACCUCGUUUGUCAUCAUCGAGCUUCUUAGUUUACGAGCCCCCUUCGUGGAGGACCCCCCGACAGCUGAGCCACAGCCAGUUAUAUCCGAGGGGAUACAACGUUUACUAUCCUUUGUGGAACGAUGGUUGGGCUACCUUGCGAUAAGUGCACAUAUAGCUUUCCUGGUCUGGGCAAUGCCAACAUGCUGGGGGGAGAUCUUGUGUAAGGUGGAGAAAGAAACAUCAAGACCAUCUCAAGCCCUCAGUCUGACGGUAUUCUUGUUGAGCGUAUUGGGUGCCUACUAUGUACCCAGAAUAUGGUUACAUACCCAGGGUACUGAAAUCUACGUGCAUCCCUCCCCCUCCCCAGGAUAUCCACUGCUCCUCAUGAUCCUCCCACCAGAUUUUAGUACGAUUAAAUGCACAUUGUACGAGAGGUUAGCGAGAAUGCUACCAAGUCAGCCUGCCCUGGUUCUACCUAUAGUAUAUACCGGCUUGGCCAUGACAAUCAUCUCCUGGGGGUCUAGCUUUUUGGUCUUAGGGUGGUUCUUUGUCGUUCCAUUCAUGACAAGAUCAUUUGAAGCAUAUGAUAUGGCUAUCUUCUGGUUGCCUAAACUGAUGUUCUUCAUUCUAUCAGUCGGGGGAGGCGGGCUUAUGUGUGCGUUCGGAUUAUCUAGGUUCCCGGUGCUGCGAAGGCAAUUGUUUUUUCUUCCUCCUAUGCAAUCUUCUGGUAUCUCUCAACCCGAACUACAAGCUUUGGGAAAUCUUGUGUUAUUAUUCGCUACUUUGACGCUUACCGCUCUCUGGUAUGCCUGGCAGUAUGAUCCUAAGGGAACAGUCAAGCCCAACUGGACAGAGAGGCUUGGUUGAAUCCAUUGCCUUAUCG
This is a messenger RNA of Aspergillus caelatus, 1447 nucleotides long. RefSeq lists its product as uncharacterized. The record is from RefSeq and is a predicted model, not a curated record. The transcript has a single exon. Bases 166 to 1431 code for a protein of 421 amino acids. NCBI's taxonomy places the organism in Eukaryota, Fungi, Ascomycota, Eurotiomycetes, Eurotiales, Aspergillaceae.